Adelges cooleyi (spruce gall adelgid) is the source of this 6799-nucleotide messenger RNA. Its product is annotated as unconventional myosin-XVIIIa-like. The record is from RefSeq and is a predicted model, not a curated record. Lineage: Eukaryota; Metazoa; Arthropoda; Insecta; Hemiptera; Adelgidae. The coding region runs from base 488 to 6403 and encodes 1971 amino acids. Gene Ontology annotation, molecular function: ATP binding; protein binding; cytoskeletal motor activity. Gene Ontology annotation, cellular component: myosin complex. The transcript has 23 exons.
UUCUUCUAUAGCGGUGACGGUGGCGGCUGCGGUGGUCGACCCGUGUAUACAAUCACGGUGUGUGUAAUUUGUACAUGUUUGGGAAAAAAAUAACACAUAUAUUAUAUUAUUAUCCCGGAUACGUGAUAACGUUCGCGGCCCGACCAUCGUCUGUCUCUCAUUUGUUGUUGUUUUCGUACGGCAAUUAGUGCAAUUUUUUAAAUUUCCGUUAGUUUUAAUUAUUACAGUUUGUUAUGUUUAAAGCGAUUAAGUUUGUUCAUGUAUUGUUUACAUUAUAUUAUUGUGAUAAGAUUUACGUUAACUAGAUUAAAAGAGGAUUCACGUAAAACUCACUUCGCAUUGCAGUAGCAUUAGAAAUUUAAAGAAGAAAUUAUGAGUUUUCGUAUUGUUCAAAAAUUACCACUACUCUUGCCAGAGCAUCAGUUCAUUGCCUUCGUUGAAUGACAUCUUAGCUAUACAGGACUAGUUUACCAAAACCACUUUCACAAUGUUUAACUUUAUGAAGAAAAAUACGGGAUCACACAACAACGGUGUGAACAAUGGCAGUAGUUCUGGAUAUGGAUCUCAGGGUUCAUCUAAUAACCAAAUCGAAGAGAAAGAGCAACGAAAAAAAAUGAAAAAAAUGCGAAAAGAAAAAGAAAAAAAGGAAAAAGGGAGCUUUAGUAUGUCAUCAGAUGAUUUAUUAAGACUAGAUGAGGUGAGAAAAUCAUUAAAGUUACGCAGUCGACGCAAAGAAAAAGAAAAACUCCCAAGUGGAAUAACUGCAGAUUAUAGUGCCAACUUUUUUGCUCCGUUGAAUCGUGAUGAGACUGAUGACUCUACCAAUACACCUCCCCUACCACCCCGUCGUGGAAUUUUAAAACCACCUCCUAUUUUGGAACAUGGUCUAAUACAGGAUCUAGAUUCAGAUUCCUUGCUACAAACUAACACUUUAAAAAAUGAACUAAUAGUUUAUGAAAAUGUGCCUAGGGUGUCUAGUAUUGAUAGCCUUACAGAUUCAACAACUAAUAGCAGUUUUGCUACUCCAUUUAACCUUAGUCCUUCUGGAAAUGAAUAUUUAACAGAUGAGUUUGAUGAAAACUUAAAACUACCUUGUGUACCAAUGAUAAAAAUUGAGCCUCGCACAUUAACCAUUAAAAGACGGGCUGGUCCAGGCAGUGAUUUCGGUUUUUCAUUACGACGAGGACUUGUGUCUGAAAAUACAUCAAAAAACCUGAAACCUGUAAUUUUUGCUGAACCAGGUCAAGACAAAUCACAUUAUACUGGCCUUUUACCAGGAGAUAAACUUUUGGAAGUUAAUGGAAGUCCUGUGUCGGAAAAAAAUAGAGAUGAAAUCAUUGAUAUGAUUAAAUCAUCGGAAACUAGUAUUACUGUUAAGGUGGAACCAGCUAUGGAGCUUUAUGAGCUAAGUAAUAGCUACUUGAAUAGUCAAACAGCUGAAAAUUAUUUAACCGCCUCUAGGCCAGACGUGGAAUUCAGCGACUUGCCCCAGGACUUAGAAGUGCAAGAUUCGUCCGAGGCGUAUUGGCUGGUGCACAGUGACGGAUUUUCUCCUGUGCAAUACUGCGAUAAAAAAGGCCCCGACGGUAAUGGAAGAGUUUUAGUCAAAGUAUUCGGCGGCAAAGAGUACAGCGUGGAUGAAGACAGCUUAGAAAAGAUGAAUCCAAUGAAAAUUCAAAUGGUUGAUGAUUUAUCUCAGUUAAACUUUAUGAAUGAAUCCAGCAUUUUAAACGUAGUACGCAGUCGAUAUGCUUCCAAUCUCAUUCAUACAUACUCUGGACCUACUAUGUUGGUAGUCAAUCCUGGUACUCCUCUAAAUUUGUAUACAGAUAAAGUUAUGGAUAUGGUAAAAAAUCUUCAUAAAAUCAACAAACAAUCGCCUCCACACGUUUAUGCAAUGGCUCAAUCUGUUUAUAAAUCAGCCGUAACUACACGCAGAGAUCAAUCAUUAAUUCCUAUGGGAUGUCAAGCAAGUGGCAAAACCACUUCAUGUAAACAUAUACUGCAAUAUCUUUUGAAAAUUGCAGCUUCUCCUAAUAAAGUUGUUACUUUAGAAAGGGUAGAAGCUUUAUGGACGGUUUUAGAAGCGUUUGGUAAUGCAGCCAUUACAAACAAUCCAAAUGCCACUAGGUCAGUACAAUUAUUUAGUAUUGAUUUAGACCAAGGAGGACAGAUUGUUUCGAUGUCUAUUCAAAUGCAUUUUUAUGACAAGUGGCGGCUUAUUGAUCAUCCCCCAAAUGAAUUUUCAUUUCACGUGUUUUAUUAUUUGUUGGCUGGCAUAGAAAAUAUUCCUGCUCUUAGGAAAGAACUAUAUUUGGAUCAAAUUAAUGAUGAUUUAAAGGGAGUCGAUAAAGCCCAGGCUGCUGUGGAAUUCACUAGUUUACAGUCAGCCAUGAUGAUACUUGGCUUUACCAAUACAGAACUAAAAGCAAUUUAUGCGGUUUUAGCUGCUAUUAUACAUCUUGGCCACACUAAAAUUGUUAAAAAAGAUAGUAUAUAUAAAGACAAAGUACAGUGGACUUGGAGCAAUUCUGAUGCAGCCAAACGAGCAGCAAAAUGUCUUGGAGCUGGAAAUGCUGACGAUUUGUUUAGUUUGGUAUUUCCUGAUGUCGAAUCAUUUAAAGAACGUGAUAUUGGUGAUCAGCUAAAUGCUUUGGUUAUAGGUCUCUACACUGAGACGUUCAAUUUAGUGGCAUCUAUUAUCAACCGAAAACUAGCUCCAUCAGUACAUUCUCUAUGCUCAAUACUAAUACCAGAUUAUCCUGGAUAUAUUGUCAAAUCACAGUCAGUGUUAACGAUGUUUGAUUUUUGGACUCACUACCUUCACGAGAAGCUAUUAUCAAGUUACCACAAUUAUGCUGUUGUAACACCAUUAGAAAAGUACAAAGUAGAAAAAGUAGAAACAGUGGCUAGUUAUGAAGCGGAAUUUUGUGCUGAAGAUCACAUGCUGAAAUUAUUUGUCGGAGCUAAAGGAGCAAUCGGUUUUGGUCGUAGUCCGUCAAUGGUUGAUUUGAAGCAUGAGCCAUUUCCAGGAUUACUAAGGAUUCUGGAUGAUAUAGCCAGUGAUGUAAAGUCUUCUGACAAGGAUCUAGUUGAAAGGAUUAAUAAUUUGACUAAAGAAAAAUCGUUUUCAAAUAUUUUGAAGAAGGGCAAUCGGUCUGAUGAAUUCAUAUUAAUUCAUUUUCGAGAAGCAAUUCCAAGCACUUAUAGUAUUAAUGGUUGGACCGAUAUGUGUCGGGAUAGCAUGUCAAAAACAGCAAUUGGUUUACUUCAUGAUUCUUCAAAUAUUGACAUCUCAACGGUGUUCUCUAAAAGCCGUGGAGCCGGACUUACUAGCACUUUGGCUAUUGUAGAUGGCACACAGUCACUACGAAGGAUGUCCAGCAUUCGUCGAGCAACAUUUGGUAGUUUGAAUACUACGGCUACUUUAAAACGAAAAUUAACAUCUGUACAAAUACGAUUUUCUGUGGAUGGUUUAAUUGAAACUUUACGUCGUACUGGACAACAUUAUGUACACUGUUUUAUUGCUAAAUGUGAUGCCGGUCACACCAACCGAACCGAUGUAGCGGCCACUCGAGUAUUUCAUUCAUCAUAUAAGUUAACCUCAGCGACUUUAAGUCCUGUUACAAAUAAACCAAAUACGGAUGUUGUCGAUAUACCACUGUUAAGAAAACAAAUGCGUGGUGCUGAUAUUUUGCCUACAAUUCGUUUUUACAAGCAGGGUUAUCCUAUUUCCAUGUUUAUUGUAGAAUUUGUUCGCAAAUUUGCAGUAUUUUUACCAAAUAGUUUAAAAACCGAUGAUGUUAAUGGCACUCUUAAAGACCAUCGACAAAGUGUAACUGAAAUCAUGUCAAAGGCGGACUUAGAUGAAUCAUUGUACAAAGUUGGACUAAAUCAGAUAUUUUUUCGAGCCGGUGUCUUGCAAACACUGGAAUCUCAACGAGACGAAAAAUUAUCCGGUAUCGUCAUACAGCUGCAAGCCCAGUGUCGCGGUUAUCUGGCCCGGAAGGACUAUGCCAAGCGCAAAGUCAACGACAUAGCCAUACGAUGCAUCCAGCGGAAUGUUAAGAAAUUCAUGGUGGUCAGGGACUGGCCUUGGUGGCGGCUUUUGGUCAGGAUAACGCCCCUGUUGAACGUGCACCGCGCCGAAUAUGAGCUCAAACAAAAAUCCGACGAACUGGAUCAAUUGAGAGCCAGGGUGGAUAAGCUGGAACAAGAGCGGUCACAGUUGAAAAAUGAUAACGAAAGGCUCGAGCAGAGAUUGGCCGAGACCACAGCCGAUCUGGCCGAAGAACAUUCCACGGUGACGAUGGUGUCCGAGCGGCUGGAGUUCGAAUCGGCCGAACGGCAGAGACUGGAGAAGGAGCUGCAAGAGGUGCAGGCUGUCAAAACUCGACUGGCCGAAACCAACGAGCAGCUGGAGAUGCAACUGCUGUGCAUGAGAUCCACCGAUCCAUCGCUGAUGUCGUCUUCGUCGUCGGUGGCCGGCACCAUGAGUGACGACGACAGUGCCGUGGCCAACAGCGACAAAGGUGACCAGUAUUACAGGCGGAGGUACGAAAGAGUGUGCCGGGAGUUAGACUACGCCAAGAAGCGGUUGCACCAGCAGCACAAUGACGACAUGGAACAACUAAUGGCCAUGAAGAAACAACUGGAGAAAAAGUUGGCCGGCGUGUACGAAGACGUAGAAGAACAACGUCAAAUUGUCGCUCAAUGGAAACGUAAAGUCAACAAACUGAACUCCGAAUCUAACGACCUCAAACUCAUGUUAGAAGAGAGUAAUUCCAGAAACAAUUUGCUCGAAAAGAAACAAAAAAAAUUCGAUACCGAACUCCAUUUGUUACAAGAGGAACUCAAAAAAGAAAAAGCUCAAAGAGAAAAAAUUACGAGAGAAAAAGACAUGGCCAUAUCCGACAAGUUUGCAAUGGAACAAAAUCUUAGUAGCGCCAAGUUAGAGCUGGAGCUCAAAGAACAGAAAGUGACUGGUUUGAAUCGCGAGCUACAAGAGUUAACGUUUAGCGGUAACACUGAAGAAGAAGUGGCCGCUCUCAAACGGUCCAAACAUCAACUGGAGAGCAAGCUCAAGGACCAAGAAGAAGAAUUGGACGAUCUAGCAGGACAAGUGCAGUUAUUGGAACAAGUAAAAACUCGUCUGGAAAUGGGACUGGAACAGGAACGGAAGGAGCACAGGAGAGAGCUAGCGCAGCGUGAGCAGGAAAACGAAGAGACCCGUUGCUCGGCAGCCAAAAAAAUCAAAGCGUUGGAAUGCGAAAUCGAAAACGAACACGAAGAACGCACUGCCUUAAUAAGAGAACGUCACGACCUGGAGAGGCGCCUGGUGGACGCAGAGGACAGAGAACGCUGCCGAAGCAUGAAUGACCAAGAAUGCAUAGCCCGUUUGAGGAGGGACUUAAAGAAGCUCAAAGCCCUGUUGAGGGACGCUCAGACCGUGCAGGAACAACGUACCGACAGUCAGGCAAACAGGAUAGCCAUGCGGCAACUGCGGAACCAACUAGAGGACGCGGAAAGCGCCAGGGAUUCGGCCAUCAAAGCAAGGCUGAUGACCGAAACAGAUUUGGCCGAAGUGACAGCAACGUUGGACGAAGUGCAAUCGGCCAAACGUAUCGCUGAAGAACGAGCUGCCACUCUGGCUCGGGACAAGAACCAUCUGCAGAGUCAACUAGACGAGAACGAGGAGGAACUGGCCGAGGUUCUGAAGAAAUACAGGGGCACGGUUCACCAGUUGAGCGCGGAACAAGCUACGCAGCAAGAACAAGCGAGCCGCAUAGCCGAGCUGGAAACGGACAAGGGCAACCUGCAAGAGCGUUUGGCCGAGCUCACUUUCCGGUUGGGCAAUAUGGAGACCCACGGUGACCCGGCGGGCUCGUUGAACCUAAAACGCUUGCAGUUGCGGGUCACCGAAUUUGAGUCGAAACUGCAGCUGGAACAGACCACUCGUGCCAGGUUGGAGGUGCAAAUAGCCAGGUUGAAAGAGGCGGCCGAAAGACUGGAGAGCGAACGAGAGGCGGCCCAGAGCAAGGAAAAUGCGGCCCUGGAGACUGUGCGUAAAAUGCAGAGAUCCCUGAGGGAAGCCCGGGAGUCGAUGGCUGAGCGGGAGACAAAAGAAUCGGCCGACUCCAACAGAAAGAGAGCUUUGGAAAAACGGGCGGAACAAGCCGAGGCGGAAGUGUCCACCGUCAAGGCGGAUCUGGCUUUGGCGCUGCAGCGAAUUGACGACUUGCAGGCCGCCAUGACGGGUGACCUGGAAGAUGAUGACGAAUUCCAAUCGGACAGCGAUGACGAUGAUGGAGACAGUGACGAUUCUGUUAACACGUUCCUGGCCAAUCAGGGAACAAGAAACACUAGCGUUUUACAACAACAAAAAAGCGUCGAUUCAAAUUAAUGGCAAUCUAGUGGAAUUUGCAAUAAUAUUUCAACCGAACUAUAAUCGAACACAUUUUUAUUUUUCAAUUAGAAAUUGUAUAAAUCUAUUUAUUUGUGAAUUAUAUUUUUAUUAUUUUCUAAUUACGCGUCUAAAUAGUGAUUAAAUAUUGAUUAUUUAUGUUGCCCAUUUAGCUCUCUAUUAUACCCUCCCCACCCAAGUCUUCCAACCAUUGGACUUAAACGCAUCCGCGAACAAACACCAUUGUAUUAUAAUAUUUGUUAACCGUCCACCGACAACUUAAUGUCUUUUUUUUGUUUGUUUAUUAUGACAUACAUUAAUUGUAUUUUUUGUACUGAAUUUAUGAAAUGAUUAUAUAUUAUGUAAUAAAUGUUGAAAUUUUUUUUCUUAAUGUUA